Marchantia polymorpha subsp. ruderalis is the source of this 1674-nucleotide messenger RNA. The record is from the annotation of a GenBank genome assembly. Lineage: Eukaryota; Viridiplantae; Streptophyta; Marchantiopsida; Marchantiales; Marchantiaceae.
ACACAGACAGACACACAGACAUGGCCCAGCCUGUGGCUCCUCUCUUGAGCUCCAAGUGGACGACUGUUAGCUCACGUCUGGUGAAAGCUGACGAAUGUAAGGAUCCAGAGUGGAUGGAGUUGGCUAAAAUAGACCAGCUUUUAUUGGGAAAUUUUUCAUCACAUGUGUUUCUGUACAAGCCCAAGUGUGAGCUCUCAAACGAGAACUGUGAUGCUUCUGAAGUUCUGCCAAUCGACAAAUUGAUUCGAUCUCUGGAGAAGGUGUUGGUCCAUUUCUACCCUCUUGCAGGCAGGCUGAUAAAGAACGGACCACAGGAAUUCGUUCGUGUGUUCUGUAACAACCAAGGAGCUGAAUGGUAUCAUAAGCGGUACGAUGGUGCUGCAUCGGAAAUCAUAGACGAAGACAACUUCCAGCCAGAUGAGCGGUUGUCGGGAUAUUCUCAUUUGAAAGUUCGCUCACCAGUUUACGAUUCAUCAGGACUAACUGCGCUCGUGGUGCAGGUGACAGAAUUCCAAUGUGGGACCGUGGCUCUGAGCGUUUCUUACAGUCACAUGCUGGCAGAUGGGUUCUCGGGUCUCCACUUUUUGCAAUCCUGGGCAGAAAUCUGUCGAGGGGAGCCCAUUUCGCUCCUUCCAGUGCAUGCACGCUGGAUCCUGAAGGCCGGAAAGGAGGCAUCGGCGACUGCUGAAGCUCCCAAGACGAGACCCGUCUCUCACGGAGGGAACACUAUGUCCCAGCGGUAUCGUCCGCCCCUGGCGUACAAAACUUUGAGGUACAGCAGAAGAAAACUCGAAGAGCUGAAAGCCCAAGCCCGAGACUCUGAACAAUCGGACAUUGGCCGGGGCAAGGUUCUCUCCACUGCCGAUUGCGCGUGCGCGCACUUGUGGCGCAAUGUGACGCGGAUUGCGGGCGUCGAGCACGACAAAGAGAUAGCGUAUGUCAAUAUCGUCAAUGGCAGAUCGAGGUUGGAAAACUGCCCUCCCGGCUACUUCGGCAACUGCAUUUAUUCAACGACGAGGGGGACAGUUGCUGAAGCCAAGGCUGGGGACCUCUUGUCACAGCCGCUACGUUUUGCUGCCACGGCCAUACACGAUUCUCAUCGCAGUAUCGACAACGCAGCAAUCAGACGCACGAUCGAUUUCUGUCAGGGGACGGAGUUUGCACAGGACAUGUUGGGUGGGCGGGACAUGAAAUCUGUUCUCCUGGGCUCUUGGCAGAUCCGUUUCCCAUUUUAUGAAAUAGACUUUGGUUCGGGGAGACCCGCGAAUGUGUUGAGGAACGUCCGCUCCAGGGUGGGUGUUUUGGCGCACUUGCAUGCGUACCCGGGUAGGUCACCAGGAGAUGUCAUCAUGGUCGUGGAAGCUGAUUCCAGCCUUUUAGAACAUCUCGGUGAUGAACUUUGAUUAGCAUGCAUAUCAUUACCGUGAAAAUUCGGGGCCCCUUCUUUUCUGGCUUUGUGAUUCAACGUCGGGGCUUUUCCCAUCGUCAUUCUACUCAUCUUCUCUCGGACUCUCUCAGAGUACAGAGUGUCUAUCCUGAGAGAGAUAUCAGGAUAGACAAGUUUCAGUUGCUCCAAGGAAUCAACAUUUUUUUUUGCACGCAUGAAAACUGGUAUUCUGUACAGCAACAAAACCUUCAGUAAUUCAGGUCUUGCUCCACAAGUUUAUUUCAUGG